Messenger RNA from Solea solea (common sole), 4491 nucleotides. RefSeq names its product polypeptide N-acetylgalactosaminyltransferase 5. The transcript is spliced from 10 exons. Lineage: Eukaryota; Metazoa; Chordata; Actinopteri; Pleuronectiformes; Soleidae. Gene Ontology annotation, cellular component: Golgi apparatus. The record is from RefSeq and is a predicted model, not a curated record. The coding region runs from base 497 to 2875 and encodes 792 amino acids.
UUGAGUCGCUGACUCCGUGCACUUUUUUUUCCUGUCAAUCUGUCCAAUCACAGUUUAGUGACAAAGCGUUAGCCUUUCGCCGAGUCUUCAUACAAAACCGUGUCAGUCACAUUUUUGCCACCGUGGAACUUUAGCGGAAGAACUUCAGCGACUUUGACCAAGUUUAUUUUUCCUCCGGGCAGAAGUUAGUGAGACACACGCGAUGUCCCCGGACUGUUGGACGUGAUUGGAGCGACACGGUACAGAGAAGUAACUUUACACUGUGUGUGAGUGCGAGUGUGUGUGUGUGUGAGUGUUGGACUAUGGGUGUCCGACCCUGCUGUACUUGUGAGUGACAACACUGACUCCUGCUGCCGCCGCUCUCCCUCUCCGUGUCUAGCAUGCCACGCAGGCAGCUAACCUCUCUAAUCCCGAGGAAACUUUGCCUUCAGAACAAAAGUGUCCUCCGCUCUUUUACGACCUGACACUUAAUUCAUUCCACAGUACACUUUCCCUAAUGCCUAAAACAAUGAUGAAGGUGAGGAGAUACUUGAGAGGGAGUGGGAGGGUUCUCGCCUUCGUGUUCGUCGCCUCUGUCAUCUGGCUGCUGUUUGACAUGGCUGCACUCCGUAUAUCAAUAAACGACUCCAACAGUCAGCUGCUGAAGGAGAGAGUUAUAAAAGAGAGGGAGGUUUAUAAACAUCAGGUCAGGGUGACACAGUUGAUGAAGAGGAGGUUUAUAAGCCCAGUGCAGAGGGUGGAUGUGGACCCAGACAUCGACUUAGACCCGGUGUACAGACUGGGGAAUCGUCUUGCCAAAGGUCGUGGCUCUGACUCCAAACAUCAAGAAGAAGCUGCUCUGCAAAAUGUUGCAUCGAAGCACCGUGGUCCUGCAGAGAAGAAAGCUGUAGACCUGGACCUGAAUGUAGACAAGUUAGAGAAAAGUAAAGUAGAUGUUCCUCAUAAAGAGACAUUUCCUGAAAAGGUGGGUGAUAAAACUCCACAGCCAAAUGUUCAGAAAGUGAACCGCGCUCCUCUACCAAACAAUGUGGACAAAGGGGAUUCGAUGACAAAUGAAAAAGUCAAGGACAAUCGUGACAAGACUGGAACAAACGAGAACCGGCUUCAGAACAAGGAGGGAGAGCCUCUAAAAGUAAUGUCCAAGUCUUCCAACAAGGAUGUCAAAGAAAAUGGGUUGACUAUGAAUCAAGAGCAGAAAAAGGAGAUGGCAAUUAUUAAGACUCACCUUAACAUAACAAAGGAGUUCACUAAACCUGUAAUGAAGCUCAAAGCAGGAGAGGCCUCCAAGAAUAACUCCACUGCUGUCAGAAAACCUGCAGGUGUCCACAGAGUGCUUUCUCUCGAUGUGACACUCGCUCCCAGAAAUGCCAAGGCUGUGGGUCAGUUUGGUCAGGCAGCAUUCGUUGCCAGUAAAGAAAACUCAGAGGUGAGGAGGAGAUGGGAUGAAGGGCAUUUUAAUGUCUACCUGAGUGACCAGAUCCCAGUGGACCGUGCCCUCCCAGACACCAGGCCUGAAACGUGCGCACGGAAUCUGGUUCACGACGACUUGCCCUCCACCAGUGUGAUUUUCUGCUUCGUAGACGAAGUGUGGUCCACGCUUCUCCGCUCUGUGCACAGUGUCCUCAACAGAUCUCCACCACACCUGCUCAAAGAGAUCAUUCUGGUGGAUGAUUUCAGCACCAGAGACUACCUAAAAGCGCCACUGGACGCGUACAUGUCCCAGUUUCCCAAAGUGCGGAUCGUACGUUUGAAGGAGCGAGAGGGUCUGAUCAGAGCCAGACUUGCUGGAGCUGCUGUUGCCAAAGGUGAGGUCCUUACCUUCCUAGACUCCCACGUUGAGUGUAACGUGGGCUGGUUGGAGCCACUUUUGGAGAGAGUCUAUCUAGAUCGCAAGACGGUGCCGUGUCCGGUUAUUGAAGUCAUCAACGAUAAGGACAUGAGUUAUAUGCUGGUUGACACCUUCCAAAGAGGCAUUUUCAAGUGGCCUUUGGUGUUUGGCUGGAGCACGGUUCCAGCAGACUACAUUAAGAAGCACAACUUGACCAUCGCAGAUCCCAUCAGGUGUCCAGUUAUGGCUGGAGGCCUUUUCUCCAUUGACAAAAACUACUUCUAUGAGCUUGGUUCUUAUGACCCAGGCCUGGAUGUAUGGGGCGGGGAGAACAUGGAGAUUUCAUUUAAGAUCUGGAUGUGUGGAGGGGAAAUUGAGAUCAUCCCCUGCUCUCGAGUGGGACACAUUUUCCGAGGGCAGAACCCGUACAAGUUCCCCAAAGACAGGCAGAAGACCGUGGAGCGCAACUUGGCGAGAGUGGCCGAGGUCUGGCUGGACGAGUACAAGGACCUCUUCUAUGGACACGGCUUCCAACACCUGCUGAAUAGGAAGGUCAUCGACAUCGGCAACCUCACCGACCAGAUCGAGCUGAGGAAGAAGCUGAAGUGCAAUAGUUUCAAGUGGUACCUGGACAACGUGUAUCCAGAUAUGAAAGCUCCUAUAGUCAAAGCCGAGGGCAUGGUCUUCAAUCGUGGCUUAAGAAAAUGCCUAACACUGCAGAACAGCUCUCUGUCCUUCGAGAUGUGUGAUCUCAGUAAGAAGAGUCAGCACUUUAAUUACACCUGGAUGAAGCUUAUUCGCCAGCAGGACCUGUGUGUUGCACCACAAGGCGAGAAUGGCUUUGCUUUACAGCCGUGCGAUAACACCGAGCCGGCACAGCGCUGGUUCCACAAAUCCACCACCACAGCUCUGGCGGAGCACAUCAUAACGGAGUUUCUGAAUCACUUGUGCCUGGAGGCGGGACCUAAGGGGGACACUGUUUACCUCAACACUUGUGAUUCUCGCAACAGCCUCCAGAAGUGGCAGUUCACACACUACAAUUUUUAGGCAUGAGGCUGACGCUGAUUUGUUUUUUUACGUGUCAAAUUUGCACUAUAGAGCGCUUCAGUGGCCUCACACUUUUGGAAUCAUCUGUGGUCCAACCUCAAAACACAGGACUGUACGGAGGAACUUUCAUAUUAUGUGGAGUGUGUGGGAGACGUGCAAUGUUUCUAAUUUCCUUUUUUGGAUUCAUUCAGCGGGGACUGAUCUUGAUUUAUAACACAGAGAAAAAGAAAAAAGAAAAGAAAAAAUUGUUCCCUGGUUAAGGACAUUUUUUAAGGUACUUUGCACUGGUAUUUUGGUAAAAGGGCCUAUUUUUUCUUUCUUAUUAUUGUUAUUUUAACUGGGCUACAGGUUUGAGGUUCAAGUGUUAUUCUGAAUCUUUUUUGAAACCAAAGACAUACACAGUGCCUCAGAGAUCGCAAAGUGUUUUUACUUAAACACUAGAGGUAAAUACGCAUGGAAAAUAGAAUUUAAUUUUUUGUAUAAAUGCGCCGCAUCUACUUAUUAGAUGUCAUAUACUUUAUAUUUGGUGAGGCACUUGGGUGAAAUGGAUGCUUCUGUUCUGUGGUUUUUAUUGCUGUGUUAUUUCCGUGUAGAUUUGGUUGUGAACUUUCUUUGUCACUAGGGGGAAGUGUUGGUUCAUUCUGCCAAAUGAACUUGUGCUGUGAUUUCAUGAUUUUGUGAUCUUUUAUCAGACGCUUUAACCAUAAACUGUCGGAAAUGCAUUUUCCCCCAGAAUGUAAAACAGAUGACGAUAAGAUUUGUUUAUUUUAUCAUGUUUUUUUUUAAUCCACUACACAUCAGGACAUGUGUGGACAAGUGUGCACUCCUAGUUAGGUUCACUCCAAAGGUUCAGGUGCAAUAAACUCUAACACCAAACAACACCUUCAUUACGGCUAGUAGGAUUAUAAUCUCAGAGCAUUCCAUUCAGUAAAUCUGCCGUUCAAACAAUUUCCCUAAUGUAACAACAUUUUUAGACUACAACAUCAUUUACCUUGUUAGCAUGAGAUGAUUUGUUUGGCAUUCCUCUACAGUUACAGACUAAACAACACAUUUCAUUAAGAAACCAUAUGUGUGAGGUUUGUGUGAACAGGAGAGUUAUUGCCCAAACUGCCUGAAAGAAAACAUGUUGUGGUUCAUGUCCACCCGAGAAACCGUCUUAUAAAUUCAUCAUCAUGUGCUCGAACUCCUCUAUCUUCUUGCGAGUGUUUCCUCUGCCGAUUUUGCGGUAGGACAGGGUGCUGUACUUGGAGGAGGAGGAGGAGAUGUGGUCGAAGGAUUCCUGGUGACUGCCGCCGCUGUCCCUGGAUUUCUUCAGCAGAGGCAGCGUAGCGUAGCCUGUGCUGGACGUGGCCUGAUGAAACCCCACAGGAAAAUGGAAGUUGUCCUCCCGCUCUGGCUCCUGCUCUAACGUAAUUUGUCCAUCGCCUGAUAUCUGGAGUUCAACACCUGACAUCUCUUUGGGGACUUGUUCCUUUCCGUCCACCCUUGCAUGACACCCCUCAUUAGUUACAUCAGUGGCUUCAAGGUUUGAUAUGUGAGCCUCUUGCACCAAUUGUUCCUUUUUUUGUUCCUUGUUUUGAGUUACUGUAAAGAGAAUAAAGAGCAAAAUCUAUUGU